AUGUCCUCCAGAAUGGACUGCAGAGACAGAGGAGCAGAUCUGGUGGUUAUUAACAGCCCUGAAGAACAGAACUUCCUCUCUACGAUCACCACAGAAGUUUGGAUUGGUUUGAAUGACAAAGAACAGGAGGGAAUGUGGAAAUGGGUAGAUGGGACUCCACUGACUCUGACGAACUGGGGAAGAGAUCAGCCUGAUAAUGGUGGAGAAGAGGACUGUGUUCAUCUCGGAGGGGAUAAACAAAAAUCUUGGAAUGAUCUUUGGUGUUCAUCUUCUUAUCAAUGGAUCUGUGAAAAAGUUCCAUAAAACAACUGAUUUCAGAAAGAUGAUCUAUUCAUAAAUG
Maylandia zebra (zebra mbuna) is the source of this 340-nucleotide messenger RNA. The record is from RefSeq and is a predicted model, not a curated record. Lineage: Eukaryota; Metazoa; Chordata; Actinopteri; Cichliformes; Cichlidae.